GCUUCUCUGCUGCCGACUGCCAAAUGAAGAGUGUGUGAGAGCACUCCAGCUGAGCGACACACACACAUCACACGCGAUACGAGCACAUUCAGUUUGCAGGAGAGUCGGCGCUGCCAGCGAACAUCCUCCGCUACUUUCAGCAGCUGCCAGCUGUUGAGUUGAGAUUUACGGGCUGUUUCAUGUGGACCAGAGGCAGCAUUCAAAGCAGGUGAAGCACUUAUCUGGUAGUGUGUGUGUGUGUGUUUGCUGCCGCUGCUGCUCCUGUACAUCUGUGCUCAGACCGGCUGUUUACAGUGAAGAGAAACGCCAGCAGAGUAUCUGAGGAUAUUGGAGUGCCGGAGAGUUUGCAAGCAUGUUUUGAAAUCGGGGAAAAAGAACAUCAUAAAGAUAAAGGAGGAGAGGAUUUAAAAGAAAUAGGCUGUUUUUUUUUUCAACUCAGCCACCACCCAGAGGCGAGCGUCAGGUCCCGGGGAAGUCCAGAUACUGAGGAGCCCAGGAGACACGAUGUGGAUUAGGGGAUGAGUCCUGCCGAGGAGGAGCCAGGGAGGGAUGAGGUUGCUGGGGGUGAGAGGGCGAGGAUGGGCUGCCCCUGCCCUGUGGCACGUCCGGCUGCCUCCCCGUGAGCAUGCAGGUCCUACAGAUCGUCAAGGAGCUGGUGUCGCCCUCCAGACGCAGGGCAGCGGCCAGGUUUGGAGCGUCUGAUACCGAGCAGGAUGCGGCGGUGAAACUUGACCAGGAGCGCGCUGAGAUAGUCGCCAAAUAUGACAAGGGAAAAGAGGCCACCGUGGAGCCGUGGGAGGACACCAACUUCCACCUGUAUAAAGUCAUCGACCGCUUCGGCUUUGUUCAUGAGAAUGAACUUCCAUCCUACGACUCAGUGGAGGAGAAGCAAAAACACCUGGAGGUGGAGAGGACCACAAAAUGGCUGAAGAUGCUGAAGAGCUGGGACAAAUACAAGAACAGUGAGAAGGUGAGCUUCUGUUUGUCGCUACGUCUCAUCCUCCAUCUUCACCCUGUCGGACCUCCGUCUGUCUGUCAAUCCAAACUCUCCCUUUACUCUAUAAAAAGUUCUGAUUGUACACAUGAUGGUUUCGUCACUCUUUAUGUUCUUUAUGUUUGUUUGUUUUCCGGUCGUCUACAGAAACUAAAAGCCCGAGCCAGAGGACUCUCCCCAGACAUCCGUCAGAUUGACCUGGAUGUGAACCGGACCUACAGGGACCACAUCAUGUUCAUGCAUCGCUACGAUGUCAAGCAGCAGGCUCUCUUCCACGUCCUCACAGCCUACUCCAUGUACAACACGGAGGUGGGCUACUGCCAGGGCAUGAGCCAGAUCACAGCUCUGCUGCUGAUCUACAUGAAUGAAGAGGACGCCUUCUGGGCUCUGGUUAAACUGCUAUCUGGACAGAAGCACGCCAUGCACGGGUUCUUUAUCCCCGGCUUCCCGAAGCUGAUGCGUUUCCAGGAACACCAUGACCGCAUUCUCAAGAAGAUGAUGCCCAAACUGAAACAACACCUGGACAGCCAGGAGGUGUUUACCAGUCUCUACACUAUGAAGUGGUUCUUCCAGUGCUUCCUGGACAGAACUCCCUUCACCCUCACCCUCAGGAUCUGGGACAUCUACAUCUUGGAGGGAGAACGGGUGCUGCCCACCAUGUCCUACACUAUCCUCAAACUGCACAAGAAGCAUCUGAUGAAGCUGUCCAUGGAGGAGCUGGUGGAGUUUCUGCAGGUGACUUUGUCCAAAGAUUUCUUCUUCGAGGACGACUUUGUGAUCGAGCAGCUACAGGCGUCCAUGACGGAGCUCAGGAGGGCGAAGCUGGAGCUGCCCGCACCAGGUAAAGAAGAAGAGUUUCCCAAGAAGCCUCUCGGGCAGCUUCCUCCUGAGGUGGCAGCAGCAGCGGUGAACCACGUGGCCAACGGGCAAAGCCACGCCGAGCCAGUUGAGCCUCCCAGGGACCCGAGUCCUGUACCAGACCGUCAGCGGGACAGCCGCCCCCCCAGCCGGUCACGCCGAGACUCACUGGAUAAAGUGAUCCGCCGCAACAAGGAUGACAGGAGGAACGUCCGCUCCAGGGGAUCAGGGGAGAUCCCCAGUGAGCAGCAAAAGCAGUCCACCUCCACCACGCCUGAGAGAGGAGCAACCCCGCCCUCAGCCCCCAUCCCUACACCACAGCUCAUUACAGUGGAUAGAGGGAGGCCUCAGGGCCACGCCAUCGCCAACCACAACUCCAACGCGGCCUCCAGCUCUCGCAGAGAAAUCACUCCCCGCUGGUACAAACCCUCCGAGACGAAGCUGGAAGCAGUCAAAGCAGCAGCAGCCCGGGAGGUCCAGCUGAGCAGAGGGGCGUCGCCGGCUCCUUCCAGCCCAGAGGACAGCGCUCAGCCCCACUGCCGGCCACGCUCCAAGGGCUUCAUCCCCGGCUCCGACCGAGGCUCCAACGCCUCCCAGUAUGACAACGUACCAGGGCUGCCAGAGCAGGAUUUCGAGAUCCUGGAGCUUGACAGACCUCCGUCCAGAAUGAGGACCCCCCGCAGUGAGACACCCUUCAGUGUAUCGUCCCUCCAUCAGGGCAGCCCGAGCCGUGGCACCAGCCUGACUGGGAGCGUCGUCUCCGUCGCAUCAGGGCCCAGGAUGGCAAAACACCCUCUUCCUCCUUCGUUUCCCCACAACAGUCCAGGAGGGGUCCAGUCCAGCUACCCUGGCAACCAGAGCCAGUACCUCACCCCUCCUCAGCAGCAUUCCCCAGGCAGAACUACAACCGAAGUCCCCAUCUUCCAUCCUGCGUACAGCGUGAGCCUGGACCACAGAGGGGAGGACAGACACUAUGCCCCUCCCAACAGAUUUACCCCGCCCUCAAAUGUGGUGUACGGGGAAAGAGCGUAUGCCACCACCCAGCGGCCAGCCAACAACCUCUCCCCAGACAAGGCUCUCAUGAACAACUCCUACACUACCUACCGCAGGGGGCCGCCACCAAGCUCCACCCACAACCCCCGAAACACCAGGCCUCUCCCGGAGCACUCCAUACAGCUGGAAACCAAGGGGAGCUCCACCCCUAUCUACCUGCAACAGCUCACCUCCACCACACAGGUCUAUGCUCCGGUGGACUACAGGUUUGAGGGGCAUCGGAGAGGUGAGGCAAACCCACAUUUCCUGCCAGAGGGCGGGCCUCGGCGGCCUGUAGACUGGCUCCCGUGGGCGCCGGAGGAUGAGCUGCCCCCUCAGUCCCCAGGCGGGAUGCCCCGUUCGCCCAGCUUCCAGCGAGCCCAAAUGUCUCCUGUUCAGGAGUUCACUUUCCCCCCAAAACCAGACAGCCUGCUUCACUACAGGACACAGUUCCAGGAGCAGCAGCCCGUCAUAAGGCAACAGCUCCCCCAACUGUUUGGAGGACCACACUACAGGCACGCACAGGAGGCGUUUGCCAUGCAGGAGUCCAUGCUGCUGUGAUUGGACGAUACAGAAAUGGCAAGACACUGUAAACAAAAAUAACUGAGGUGUAGUCACUGACACUGUGGUAAAGACGAGCAGUAGUCCUAGCUUUGUUAGGAGCCUGGUUUUGUUUCUGCUCUGUUGUUCUUUAUGUGUGAAGUACUGACCUUCUGACUGUCACGCUGCGGCGUUAACGCUGCAGGACACACCAGCCUCUGAUGUUUUUACUGAUCACUUUAAAAAGAGAAAAAAAAAACUGACUGAAGAUUUUAUUUUAUUUUUGGAUGUAAAUCAUUAACGAGAGGUGACAGUAUAUAUCUUUUAGAGUCUGAUAUGUACAGUGGAUUUUUUUUGUUUGUUAAUAUGCUGAGUUGUUAUCAGUAGCAGGGGCAAAACUCUGAUUUAUUUUCCAUCUUUAUUUUUUUAUAUGUUACUUCCAGAUAUUUACAUUAGAGAUCGAUUUACUCUAUAUGCUUGUGAAUGUUAUUUUUCAAAGAGAAUACUAUGUCCAAUGAUAGAGUUAGAGAGCAGUGACUAACGGGGUCACUGUACGUUUUAAUUUCAAUUUUGAAGCGCCUCCACUGUAGAACGUGCAGGGUUUGUUGAUUUAUUUUUUAGCCUUUUCCCUUUCAGUUUCAGUGAUAAUAUUCCUUCCUGAUUAACUGAUGUGCAAUUAAUUUCUCUUUCAUACACGAAGUACAGUACAUUGGGUAUUUACAUGUGUUUGAGGCCAGUGUAGUUUUUGGUUAAAUUCAAACCCUGAUUAGAGACUCAAGGAAUAGAGAGCUAAUUUGUGAGGGCUAAUAAUAUAUAUAUUUUCUGGUUUGAUAGCUUUGAGUCAUCUGAUUUGCUAUGUAACCAUAGGUAACAUGUUUUUUUUAAUUGCCGUACUGUAGUUUUCACAUCUUGAGCACAUGCAGCCAGAGAUGGAUGUGAACUAGUUUCAGUACAAGUUUGCUUUACUUCAUUAUGUCUUAUUAUUCUCAACACUGUCAUUAUCAACUACUGUUCAGCUGCUGGCACUUCACUGGCAUACAGAGUCAUCUGGCACACACACACACACACACACACACAUAUAUGCACACACUACAUGUCACAAAUGUGUGAGUCACACAUUUCAACAUUUAAUCAGCCACAUUCCCUUUUAUUAUUAUUAUUUCUAUUAGUCCUCAUACUCUGGUUUUAAGCAGUUACUCCCAAACAGUAUUGCCGUACUGUUCAUUACAUUCCCUAAGUUAUCUUUGUUUUUUGUUAAACAACUAAUUGCAGACCAUUCUGAUACUUUGCUUAAUAAAAUGAAGAGGGUGAAAAUGA
Molecule: messenger RNA, 4741 nt
Organism: Epinephelus lanceolatus (giant grouper)
Lineage: Eukaryota; Metazoa; Chordata; Actinopteri; Perciformes; Serranidae
Source: RefSeq, a predicted model, not a curated record